This is a messenger RNA of Monosiga brevicollis MX1, 1152 nucleotides long. RefSeq lists its product as uncharacterized. Gene Ontology annotation, cellular component: precatalytic spliceosome; U1 snRNP; U2-type prespliceosome. The record is from RefSeq and is a predicted model, not a curated record. The transcript has 9 exons. Lineage: Eukaryota; Choanoflagellata; Craspedida; Salpingoecidae. Gene Ontology annotation, biological process: mRNA splicing, via spliceosome. Gene Ontology annotation, molecular function: U1 snRNA binding; mRNA binding. The coding region runs from base 1 to 1152 and encodes 383 amino acids.
AUGACAGCAUUCUUACCCCCCUACCUUCGCGAUCUCUUCGAGCCCGGACCGCCCAUCAAACACGUCCCUGCCGCUGAAUUGCAGGUUGAGAACUUUGAGCGGAAAUACAACGCCCCGCUGACGGGCAUCUCAGCCUAUCUUGACCAGUUUGAAACCACUGCACCACCGCCUCGGGUGGGCCAGUUUCUCGAGACUCGGGAAGCCCGCAAGCAGCGCAAGGCCAAGGAAGCCAUUGAGCGCCAGGAGCCUCAGCUCUCCGCUGCGUUGGAAGCAUGGAAGCCCAAGGAGAAUCCCAAAGCUACGAGCGACCCAUUCAAGACCUUGUUUGUGGGCCGCUUGUCUUACGCUCUUGACGAGGAAGUCCUGAAGAAGGAAUUUAGCACCUAUGGACCCGUCAAAGAUGUAUCCUUGGUUCGCGAUGCAGACGGCAAAUCCCGCGGCUAUGCUUUCAUCGAGUUUGAGCAUGAAAACGACUUGAAGGCUGCUUACAAAUACGGCGAUGGCCGCAAGAUUGAAGGACGCCGCGUCGUGGUGGAUGUUGAGCGUGGUCGUACGGUCGACGACUGGAAGCCACGUCGUCUGGGUAUGCUGAACAUCUCUCAAAAAGCCUGGCUGCAACGGGUUCCGGGCGGUGGUGGACUCGGAGGCACUCGAAACGGUGGACCAGACAAGAACGAUGUCGUCACGGGCCGCGUGGGCAGUCAGCGCGUCGAGGAGGGCAGGCGUGAGAGCCGUUAUGAGGCACCAGCAAGCAGUUCGCGUGAUCGCUACGGCGGUUCCUCGUCGGGUGGUUAUGGUGGCGAUCGUCGCUCAAGCGAUCGUUAUGGUGGUGGCCGUGGUGGUGGUGACCGCUAUGGCGGCGGUGGUGACCGCUACGGCGGCGGUGGUGACCGCUAUGGCGGCGGUGGUGAUCGCUACGGCGGCGGUGGUGAUCGCUACGGCGGCGGUGGUGAUCGCUACGGUGGUGGUGGUCGCGGCGGUGACCGUUAUGGUGAUCGGGGAGAUCGCGAUCGAUACGGAGACCGCGAUCGUGAUCGCCAUGGCGGACGUUCGUCUCGCGAUCGUGGCUACGGUGGCGGCCGCGAUGGCCGCCGCGAUGACCGUGGCGGCUCCAACGCUAAUCUUGUACCAAUUGGUCAGCGCUCCUAUUAA